Molecule: messenger RNA, 1676 nt
Organism: Parnassius mnemosyne (clouded apollo)
Lineage: Eukaryota; Metazoa; Arthropoda; Insecta; Lepidoptera; Papilionidae
Source: the annotation of a GenBank genome assembly
GUGAAGUUUGUGAAAUGUGAAGUUUGAACUACGCUUAUUUUUGUUGUGAUAUUGAUAAAUGUUAUUUGUGUUUAGGAGUUAGUAAAAGUAGUGAUUUAUAUAAUCUUUAGCAAUUAUAAUCAUAAUCAUUAAAGAUUUAGAGUAAGCUCUACAAUAUGACGACUGCUGCUAGGCCAACAUUUGAUCCAGCUCGAGGUGGUCAAGGACGUGGUGAAAAAGAUUUAAGUGCAAUAUCACGUCAAUAUUCUAGUCGGGAUCUCCCAGGACAUACUAAAUUAAAAUAUAGAGAACAAGGCCAAGGCACUACUGAGGAACUUCGUUCACGAGACUUCCGUAAAGAGUUAGAUGAGAGGGAAAAAGAAAGCAAAGCACCUAUAGCCAGAAGACAAAAUGAGCCUCCUGUAAAAAGGUUAAAAAUAGAUCAAGUUCCAGCAGCAAGUUUAGAUGCAGAUGAUCCAUUAGAAGGCGAUUCUACAGAUUCUGAUGACUCUGAUGAUGACACUGCAGCUUUGUUAGCAGAGUUAAAUAAAAUAAAGAAGGAACGGGCAAUAGAACAGGCAAAAAAGGAUGCUGAAAAGAAACAAGAAGAAGAGAGAAUUCGAAUGGAAAAUAUACUUUCAGGAAAUCCAUUAUUAAACUACUCAGCGGCUGGACAGAAAAAUGAUUUAAAGGUUAAAAGACGAUGGGAUGAUGAUGUUGUGUUCAAAAAUUGUGCCCGUUCCGAGCCAGAAAAAAAAUUAAAUACAUUCAUAAAUGAUUCCUUAAGGUCAGAGUUUCACAAAAAGUUCAUGGAAAAGUAUGUAAAGUAGACUUUAUUUUAUUAUAAAAAGCCUUAUUUCAUUGUCAUUUUAACUAUAGCUGUGAAAAAAUUUAAUAAUUUAAUAUAACUUUUAAAAUUACUUUUAAAAGUUAUAGUAAUAAAAAUAAUUCUUGAAUUUGUUUUUGUUUUAUUUUGGUUUACUACACUAUUUGUUAUAAUUUUAUAAUUCAAAUAGGAAGAGUCCUGUAGUAGUUUCAACAGUGGUAGAGCUAUGCGGCAGCUUCUGCUGUUGCACGGAUGGGCUGGCUCGAACUGGGAAAGUACCACGAUCUCACAGAAUACUAACGUGAAGUAGAAGCUUUGCUUCUGCGUUUCGCUUGGUUAGUGCAGGUGGGUGGAGGCCCCCCCCUACCAACACUUCUUUGUGCCCUGUACUGGAGUUUUUGCGUAUACGUCAGAGAGGAUAUGUGUUCUCGACACCUCGGCAGUCUUGAAGAUACGGAUCUGUCCAUCCUUUGGCUGCGCGUAGACAGCGACGACCAUCCCCGCGUCUACAGGUGCCUCCAUAGGUCCCAUAGCGGUAAUGUCUACACAAACCGACUUAUCGACCACAUCCAAACGGCUACAAUUUCUUGUUACAACAGGUCCCAUCUGUAGACAUCAUGAUACUUGGCGAUUUUAACGCUCACCACGCCGAUUGGCAUAUGGUCUGACACAAUGGCUCCAUGGCGCAGUGGCUUAGCAAUUACUUGCUGCGUUUGGGGCCGCGGGUUUUUAAUCCCGCACGGAACAAGUAUUUCUAUGGCCUACAAAUAAUUGUUCUGGGUCUGGAUGCAUGUCCUUGAGCAAUUUGUGUUUGUAAACUGCCUUCACGAUACAGGAGAAAAUCCUAGUGUGGAGGUAACGUAUUAUAUUU